Messenger RNA from Tricharina praecox, 434 nucleotides. RefSeq lists its product as uncharacterized. The coding region runs from base 65 to 346 and encodes 93 amino acids. The record is from RefSeq and is a predicted model, not a curated record. The transcript has a single exon. Lineage: Eukaryota; Fungi; Ascomycota; Pezizomycetes; Pezizales; Pyronemataceae.
GGGGGGGGGGGGGCUUGGAUGUGGUUCUUUCUUUUUCCUUUUCUUCUGCAAAAAGACGAUUGUCAUGUUGGGGGUUAGGGCGGGAGUGGGAAAAGGGAUGAUCUCCUUUUUUUCCCUCUCUUGCCGUUUGAUAUAUUUUUUUUUACCUUUGGUUGUUUUUUUUGCAUCCUGUUCGUUCAAUUGUGUCCUGUCCUGGUCCUGUCCUUUCCGGUGUGGGGAAACGUUCAAUACCUCGGAUAGAUGGAUGGAUGGGUUUGUUUUGAGUAGUAACUUUUUUGUUCUAUUCUGUUUCUGUUUCUGUUCUGUUCCUUCGUUGCAUAUAACCUUUUUGUUGUUGUCUUGGUGAUGAUCCGAUCGGGUGGGAUUGGUGCUUUAGUUGAUUGGUUGGUAUGGUAGCAAGUGGUAGCAGUGGUAGCAGUGGUAGCAGUGGUAGC